Macadamia integrifolia is the source of this 1501-nucleotide messenger RNA. RefSeq names its product nuclear transcription factor Y subunit A-7-like. Gene Ontology annotation, cellular component: CCAAT-binding factor complex. Gene Ontology annotation, molecular function: DNA-binding transcription factor activity, RNA polymerase II-specific; RNA polymerase II cis-regulatory region sequence-specific DNA binding. The transcript has 8 exons. The coding region runs from base 471 to 1070 and encodes 199 amino acids. The record is from RefSeq and is a predicted model, not a curated record. NCBI's taxonomy places the organism in Eukaryota, Viridiplantae, Streptophyta, Magnoliopsida, Proteales, Proteaceae. Gene Ontology annotation, biological process: regulation of transcription by RNA polymerase II.
CUAUCUCUGUAGCUUUCAAUGUUUAUCCUAUUUUGUUUUUUGCUCUGAUCUUCGAUUUCUUGUUGUCUCGAGCAAUGGAACCCGAUUGCAUGUCGUUCUUCCUCUGAUCUGUAUGUCAUGGCGGGUUUAUUUGCAUCGAAUCUGUAGCGUUUUAAAUGAAUUUGCGGCCGCAUGCAACCAUUGUCGCUGAAAGCUGGUUGAUCUGGUUUGCGAGCUUGUGAUGAAUUGGUUAUUUGAAUGGGAAAUGACAGAGAAGAGUGGAAAUUGGGUUCUUUGGCUACUUUAUUGUUUUGGACGAGUAAUGGUGCUUGAUGAAGGCUAACAGAGGUAGCCGUUCAAUUAUCAAUGGUGUGGAGUCUCAAAGAAGGAAUGGGUGGUCUACAUAUUGUAGGUUGACGUGAAAGUGCAUGCUGUUUCUUCUACUGCAACUUUUCUCGUAAGGAACAAAGUUGUGUUGGGAAUUCAGCAUCAUGACAUCUUCUGUCCAUGACCUGUCAUCUAAUUCAGAUAAGGAUGUAGCAGAUGAGCAGAAAAAGCAAUCAGAACUACCAAUUGAAGAACAGACUCCUGGAAAUGGAGUUGCUGAUGCUGGCGUGACAUCCCCACCUGUGGAGUAUACAGCACAUCCACUUGUUGAAGUGGGACAUGCUGUGGCUCAUGCUGCUUAUCCAUAUCCAGAUCCUUACUAUAGAAGCAUAUUUGCCACAUGUGGUCCACAGCCUAUUAUCCAACCUGCAUUAAUGGCAAUUCAACCUGGCAUUCCUUUGCCAUCAGAUGCAGUUGAAGAGCCUGUAUAUGUGAAUGCUAAGCAAUAUCAUGGCAUAUUGCGUCGCCGACAAUCCCGUGCAAAAGCUGAAUUAGAAAACAAAUUGAUCAAGUCUCGGAAGCCCUAUCUACAUGAAUCUCGACAUUUGCAUGCUAUGAAAAGAGCUAGAGGCUGCGGUGGUCGGUUUCUUAAUUCUAAGGCUGAGGACAAGCAGGAGCAGGAGAUAACACCAGGCAAUGAGACACUGUCUAGUAUCAAUAUGGCUUCCGACAAAAACCAACAAUCUUCAGAGAGGGCAUCUUGAAGUAAUUGGAGGCUUUGGCAAUACAGCAACAGACACAAGCAAAUAGUGGGCCUGGAAAGAUGAUCAGACAUUGAACAAUGGCCAGGGAAACUUGGUUCCUGAUGGGGAUCUACUGUAGUAUGGUGUUGCUGGUUUCCAGAAUUCAUGUUCUUUAGCCCAUAUGAGUAGUCAGAUCUGGAGAAUAUGUAUAGUCCUAUCUAUAGUUAAUUUGUAGGAAGGUUGCAAAAUUGCAAUUAUAUUUAGAAGCUCAAGUCGUGGUGUGUUGUGCAGGUGGAAUGGAUUUUCCUUGGUCUUUGAUAUUUAUUUGUAGAGAGGACAAACUUUUAGGGUAGGAAGUUUUAGUUCUCUUGUAAUGCAGCUUUGUAUGUGUUUUGAGGCUGAUGCUACAAAAUGUCUUGUUAAAUAUAGGUUGGUUGUGACUUGUGACCCAA